AUGGAGGCGGGGAGUCCUAGUCGGAGGAAGAGGAAACUAGAAGAGCCGCCUGCGGCUACGGCGGAGGGAGGCACUCACGCCCGAGAACCGCCGCCCGGAGCGGGCCAAGGCGAGGAAGGAGGCCCCACCGCCGUCGACCGCAUCAGCGACCUCCCGGACCCCAUCCUCGCCGACAUCAUCUCCCUCCUCCCCACCAAGGGCGGCGCCCGCACCCAGAUCCUCGCGUCCCGGUGGCGCCACCUCUGGCGCCUCGGCUCCCUCAACCUCGACUGCGACGGCCUCGGCCGUGGCGGCUACUACAACCCCAACGAUGACCAUGCCGUCGCCGCCCUCAUCCCUCGCGUCCUCUCCACCCACCCGGGGCCCGGCCGUCGGUUGUGCGUCCCCGCGAACUAUCUCCGCUCCCGACCGGCUGCCGUCGACACCUGGCUUGGCUCCCCAACUCUUGACGGCCUUUGCGAGCUCGAGUUCCUGGACGUCUAUGAGAAAAUAAGGCCGUGGCCGUCCCUCCCGGAAUCUGCGUUCCGCUUCUCACCCACCCUACGUGUUGCCAUCAUCCGGAAAUGCCACCUCCCCGACUCUGCUACUCAGGCCCUUCACUUUCCCCAGCUUAAGCAGCUCGCUCUUGAGAACACUGUCAUGUCGGAGACAUCGCUGCACAGCAUGAUUGCCGGGUGUCCUGCUCUGGAGUGCUUGCUGAUUCACAGCACCUCGGGCGUCCGUUGCAUUCGGAUCAACUCCCUUACCCUUAGAAGCUUCGGCGUGUGUGUUGGUCCUCAGCUGACAGAUGAACUCCAGCUCGAGGAACUCAUCAUCGAGGACGCCCCUUCCCUUGAAAGGUUGCACCGUCUUGAUCUAUUUGAUGGCUUGCAUGUAUCAUUGACCUCAGCGCCUAAGUUGAAGACCAUAGGCUGCCUUACUGACAUCUCCAGAAGUCCCUUGGAUGGCCCUGCCCAAGUUAUUCAGGGAUUGCAUCUUGAUAGGCUGACGGCGGUGCUAUGCACUGUCAAUAUGUUAGCUAUUGAUUUGUUUUUGCUUGAUCUGGAUACAGUUAUUGAGUUGAUGAAAUGCUUUCCCUGCUUAGAGAAGUUGUAUAUUCAGUCUGUACAAGCAGAGAAAAAUUUAUGGCGUCGUAAACAUCGGAAUCUUAUCAAAUGUUUUGACAUCCGCUUAAAAACAAUAGGAUUGGGAUCCUAUCGGGGCAUCAAGUCAGAAGUUGACUUCGUCACAUUCUUCGUACUGAAUGCAAAAGUGCUUGAGUUAAUGAUAGUUCAGAUUCACCCUGGUGAUUACUAUCGGGGAUUUGCUGCAGAGGAGUCUAGGAGGCUGAAGUUUGAGAACAGAGCUUCAAGAGGUGCUCAGAUUCACUUUACAACUGAUAGAUGUCUCCGUCGUAUUUUAGAAAUCAACCAUGUCCGUGAUUUGGAUCUAACGGAUCCCUUCAUAUGUAGAUACCGACAUUGAUUGCCCCGUUGAGUAGUUCUUGCCCAUCUCAUUUUCUGCCUUUUCCAAACUUGAUUAAUACUUGUGUUUCCUGCUUUUAUUCUUCAUUUUGUAGUAUCCUGGAAUCUUGUGACAAAGCACAAACUGUUUAAGCUAUUUGUGUUGUCAGUUUUCUGUUAUACUAUCUAUCAGCACUGUAACCUAGGCAGGGACAUGCACAGUCUCUCUGAAAAGUUGUACUGUUUAGUGCUAUGUGCAAAAUGAGUAUGGAAUUAUGUCAUUCA
This is a messenger RNA of Lolium rigidum, 1727 nucleotides long. RefSeq names its product F-box/LRR-repeat protein At3g26922-like. Bases 1 to 1464 code for a protein of 487 amino acids. The record is from RefSeq and is a predicted model, not a curated record. Gene Ontology annotation, molecular function: protein binding. NCBI's taxonomy places the organism in Eukaryota, Viridiplantae, Streptophyta, Magnoliopsida, Poales, Poaceae. The transcript has 3 exons.